Molecule: messenger RNA, 4488 nt
Organism: Microtus oregoni (creeping vole)
Lineage: Eukaryota; Metazoa; Chordata; Mammalia; Rodentia; Cricetidae
Gene: Muc13
Product: mucin 13, cell surface associated
Exons: 12
Coding region: 95-3427 (1110 amino acids)
Source: RefSeq, a predicted model, not a curated record
AUGACCGGAUUUUGGACUUGAAAGACAUUUAAACUCCAGGUGGCUAAGGAGAGGAGCUAUUUCCUCCUUGGGUUAACAAGCAAGAACAGCCACCAUGAAAGCCUCCCUGCUUCUCUCUCUAGGUCUCCUUUUGGCAAUCUUGGCCUCUCCUUCAACUACUGCCAGCGAGCCUGGGGUACCUGAGAAUCUACUUGAUGACAAUGACAGCACAAAUUUUAUUCCAGUCAAUUCUGGUGAUAAUACUUUAACUGAUUCCUCUGGGACAACCGAGUCUGGCAGUACUCCGGAUCCCCCUGAGGGGCCCGAGUCUGGCAGUACUCCCGAUCCCCCUGAGGGGCCCGAGUCCGGCAGUACUCCCGAUCCCCCUGAGGGGCCCGAGUCCGGCAGUACUCCCGAUCCCCCUGAGGGGCCCGAGUCCGGCAGUACUCCGGAUCCCCCUGAGGGGCCCGAGUCCGGCAGUACUCCCGAUCCCCCUGAGGGGCCCGAGUCCGGCAGUACUCCGGAUCCCCCUGAGGGGCCCGAGUCCGGCAGUACUCCGGAUCCCCCUGAGGGGCCCGAGUCCGGCAGUACUCCCGAUCCCCCUGAGGGGCCCGAGUCCGGCAGUACUCCGGAUCCCCCUGAGGGGCCCGAGUCCGGCAGUACUCCGGAUCCCCCUGAGGGGCCCGAGUCCGGCAGUACUCCCGAUCCCCCUGAGGGGCCCGAGUCCGGCAGUACUCCGGAUCCCCCUGAGGGGCCCGAGUCCGGCAGUACUCCGGAUCCCCCUGAGGGGCCCGAGUCCGGCAGUACUCCCGAUCCCCCUGAGGGGCCCGAGUCCGGCAGUACUCCCGAUCCCCCUGAGGGGCCCGAGUCCGGCAGUACUCCCGAUCCCCCUGAGGGGCCCGAGUCCGGCAGUACUCCCGAUCCCCCUGAGGGGCCCGAGUCCGGCAGUACUCCCGAUCCCCCUGAGGGGCCCGAGUCCGGCAGUACUCCCGAUCCCCCUGAGGGGCCCGAGUCCGGCAGUACUCCGGAUCCCCCUGAGGGGCCCGAGUCCGGCAGUACUCCCGAUCCCCCUGAGGGGCCCGAGUCCGGCAGUACUCCCGAUCCCCCUGAGGGGCCCGAGUCCGGCAGUACUCCCGAUCCCCCUGAGGGGCCCGAGUCCGGCAGUACUCCCGAUCCCCCUGAGGGGCCCGAGUCCGGCAGUACUCCCGAUCCCCCUGAGGGGCCCGAGUCCGGCAGUACUCCCGAUCCCCCUGAGGGGCCCGAGUCCGGCAGUACUCCCGAUCCCCCUGAGGGGCCCGAGUCCGGCAGUACUCCCGAUCCCCCUGAGGGGCCCGAGUCCGGCAGUACUCCGGAUCCCCCUGAGGGGCCCGAGUCCGGCAGUACUCCGGAUCCCCCUGAGGGGCCCGAGUCCGGCAGUACUCCCGAUCCCCCUGAGGGGCCCGAGUCCGGCAGUACUCCGGAUCCCCCUGAGGGGCCCGAGUCCGGCAGUACUCCGGAUCCCCCUGAGGGGCCCGAGUCCGGCAGUACUCCCGAUCCCCCUGAGGGGCCCGAGUCCGGCAGUACUCCCGAUCCCCCUGAGGGGCCCGAGUCCGGCAGUACUCCCGAUCCCCCUGAGGGGCCCGAGUCCGGCAGUACUCCCGAUCCCCCUGAGGGGCCCGAGUCCGGCAGUACUCCCGAUCCCCCUGAGGGGCCCGAGUCCGGCAGUACUCCCGAUCCCCCUGAGGGGCCCGAGUCCGGCAGUACUCCCGAUCCCCCUGAGGGGCCCGAGUCCGGCAGUACUCCCGAUCCCCCUGAGGGGCCCGAGUCCGGCAGUACUCCCGAUCCCCCUGAGGGGCCCGAGUCCGGCAGUACUCCCGAUCCCCCUGAGGGGCCCGAGUCCGGCAGUACUCCCGAUCCCCCUGAGGGGCCCGAGUCCGGCAGUACUCCCGAUCCCCCUGAGGGGCCCGAGUCCGGCAGUACUCCCGAUCCCCCUGAGGGGCCCGAGUCCGGCAGUACUCCCGAUCCCCCUGAGGGGCCCGAGUCCGGCAGUACUCCCGAUCCCCCUGAGGGGCCCGAGUCCGGCAGUACUCCCGAUCCCCCUGAGGGGCCCGAAUCCGGCAGUACUCCCGAUCCCUCUGAGGGGCCCGGGUCCGGCAGUACUCCCGAUCCCACUGAGGGGCCCGAGUCCGGCAGUACUCCCGAUCCCACUGAGGCGCCCGAAUCCGGCAGUACUCCCGAUCCCUCUGAGGGGCCCGAGUCCGGCAGUACUCCCGAUCCCACUGAGGGGCCCGAGUCUGGCAGUACUCCUGAUCCCUCUGGGACAACCGAGUCUCCUGGUGUCUCCUCACAGACUACCUCUACAGGUCCCCAAGAUCCAUGUAAACCUAACCCCUGUGGAGCAUCUGCUUCUUGUGUUAACCUGAAUACCGAAUGGUUCUGCGUGUGUCCAGAAGGCUACUACUAUCAAAAUGAAUCAGCAUCAUGUGUGAAAGGAAAGACAUUCCCUGGAGAGAUUGGCGUGAAAGUGAUGGAAACAAUUGGCUUGGAUAAUAAAACCUCUCCAGCCUAUCAAGCCUUGUACAGAAAGGUUGUCAAAUUUUUUGAAAAUGCACUUAAUAAGACUGAUUAUGGUUUUGGACAGACUAUAAUUAUUAAAGUGCGUGUCUCCUCUUCUCAGUCAACAAGAUCUGCAAUGCGUGCUGCUGAUGAGACGAUUGUCAAUGUAUCAGUAGUAAAUAUGUUUAGUGAAAAUACAAAGCAAAAUGAAAGUACUAUAUCUGCUAUAAUUAAAGAGGCAGUUAUAAAUGACACCGACAUGGAGAACUAUACUGAAGAAGAUCGGUGUGACUAUUAUGGCUGUGAAAAGAAUGAUGAAGACUGCCAGAAUCCUUUACAAUGCGCAUGCAAACCUGGGUUUACAAGGUCGACCCCACAGAAUCCUUUUUGUCUUCCUCUCGAGUGUUCUAGAUCCUGCAGAGCAGAGGAGAAGAAGCAAUGCUUAAAGAAUGGUGACGGACCACUGAAGUGUGCGUGCAUGCCGGGCUACCAGAGGUCCACCAAUGACAAGUGUGAAGCGUGUCCCUUUGGCUAUAGAGGCCAGGACUGCAAAGACCCAUUUCAGCUGAUCCUCACCAUUGUGGGCACCAUAGCCGGAGCCUUCAUUCUCAUCCUGCUGAUUGCAUUUAUCAUCUCAGUGAGUUCAAAAAACAAAAAGAAGAAUGUGGAGGAACAGAAGUUGAUUGAUGAAGACUUUCAGAACGUACGAAUGCAGCAGACCGGCUUCAGCAAUUCCGGCUUCAGCAACUUCGGUUUCAGCAAUUCUGGCUUCAGCAACUCCCGCUUCAGCAACUCCGGCUUUAGCAACAACUUCGACUUCAGCAACUUCGAAGCUGGCAACAGCAUCUUCCCCAAAGUCAAGACCCAAAAUCCUUAUGCAAACCAGCAAAGCAUGCCUCGCCCUGACUACUAGAAUGAGAAGAAUUUGGAGCCCUCCCUAGCCCAGCCCACACGAGCUGUGAUUUUGAGUGUUUAGAGGACAAGAGAAGUGGGCAGAGACAAAAACCUGACCUCCAGGGUUCUGUCUACCCCAUCUGUCAACCCCUCUGAGUGUGGACCUGUAUGAAGAAUGCAGCUCCCUGAAGACACCUAUAAAAUUAAAUGCACAUAGACACUAUGAGCCUUGUUAAGUGUUGAUUUUCUCCAGUUAGUACAAAAUGCUAAGAUGGUGAUUGGUGUAAGGCUUUUCUUUCCUGGUGGGCCAAAAGCAUUUCCAAUCUAGAGGGAACCCCCUCAUAACCCGUCCCUGGGCAGUGCCGCUCCUGAGCUCCGGACUCUGGCCACCCUUGAACAGUCAGUGGCUUGUGGUAGGGCCUCACUCCAAGAACACAGGCACGAGACAGAAACAUCUCCCAGCUUUCUCAGGAGGACUGCCGGCAUCCAGGAACCUUCCAAAGAGAAUGAGGAGGCUUGGAUUAGCUCUGUCUUCCAUGGGGACAUUCAAGUCUUUCAGAUGUUAGUUGGUAGGAGAAGCAUGGAGGAAAACCAUGAGCGUUAGGUAGUAGAGGGAAGCCAAGGAAGCCAUGCUGGAAGAGCAAGUGAGGAAGAAGGGAGCCGGUGGCACCUAGUCCCUUGGUGUCCCUCCUCAGACAGCAAAUGGGCACUUCUCAGGGGCUGCCCUCCCCAAGACAUAGAUCCUGGGAAAGCCAUAAAAACAGGAAUCCGUGUGAAGUCUGGAGCUGUGUCAAAUGGCCCAGGUAUCCACUCUAUGAUGCAGUUUCCACGGGUACUUCACUGGGCCUCAGCCUGCUCCACGAUGGAGGCUUAGCAGUGCCCACCAACACCCGUGCGCACACAUACACACGCACACACACAUGACAAAUAGACGCAGUAGUCUUUUUAAUGUUUUUAAUCGUGUCCUGUGUCUAUCUGAUGUCUGGUCCUCUCAACUGGUACUUUUAUUUGUUAAUAUUAUUUGUUUUUGACUGUUCAUUGGGAAAAGCAGUGAUGCAAUAAAGCAUCUUUGGUACACGG